This is a messenger RNA of Capsicum annuum, 3151 nucleotides long. Its product is annotated as TPR repeat-containing thioredoxin TTL1. Bases 303 to 2699 code for a protein of 798 amino acids. The record is from RefSeq and is a predicted model, not a curated record. The transcript is spliced from 7 exons. Lineage: Eukaryota; Viridiplantae; Streptophyta; Magnoliopsida; Solanales; Solanaceae. Gene Ontology annotation, molecular function: protein binding. Gene Ontology annotation, cellular component: cytoplasm.
CUUCUUCUUCUACUUCAUACUCUUCUACUCACAUUCAUUCUUUGCUUCUUCGCUUUGAUAAUCACGAGAUCCCCAUCUACCCCACUCACCCCACUACCCCGCCACCCCACCCACCCCACCAUUUUUCUCUAUAUAACUUGUUCAAUGCCAUUUUUUCCCAUCUUCUUGAUGCUUCACAUUUACAGUUUUUCUUGUUAAACUCUCUUACAGUGAAUAAAUUUCAACAAAUUUGCAGAAAAUAGCGAAUACCCACGUCAAGAUUUUAGCUACAUUGCUACAUUCUGUAGAAAAAUUGAGUGAAAAUGUCGGGUCCGGGUUCGGAUUCGGGUACGAAUCCGGGUUCGGGUUCAAGAAAGUCCAUGUCGUUAGCUGAUCAAUUCAGAAAUACUACAUUGAAUGAUGAUGAUGUUAACAAACCUGAUUCUCGUGAAUUGAAUUUGGCUAUGGGUACGGGUACGGGUUCACCCGUUUCAACAUUAAGGACCCGAAUUGGAUCCGGGUUGAGUUCUACUACUACCAGUUCGAGUAGUUCCAGUUCAUCUGGAUCAGUUUCGGGUCGGAAUGUGACUUUUUCGGGUCAUUCGGGUGAGCUGAAAACGGGUCAUGGUGGCAAUAUUUCGGGUUCAAGAAAGUCCGGUUUGGAUCAUUCUGGUGAUAAUUCGGGUUCAAGAAAGUCCGGUUCGGGUCAUACCGGUGAGCGUAAACCGGUUCAUGGUGGGAGCGCAGUUUCAAGAAAGUCCGGGUCGGAUCAUUCCAGUGAGCUGAAAACGGGUCAUGGUGGGAGCCCAGUUACUUCAGGUUCAAGAAAGUCCGGGUCGGGUCAUUCCGGUGAGAAUCCGGGUCAUGGGGGGAGCCCAGUUACUUCACCUGGCAAUAUUUCGAGUCCAAGAAAGUCCGGUUCGGGUCAUUCGAGUGAGCCUAAACCGAGUUCAAGAAAGUCGGAUUCUAGUCAUUCGGGUGAGCUGAAACCGGGUUCAAGAAAGUCGGAUUCGGGUCAUUCAGGUGAGCUCAAACCGGGUCCAAGAAAGUCCGGGUCGGGUCAUGGGCGGUCCGAGUAUUCGAGUUCAGUUACUUCACCUACUAUGCCAGUGCUUCCUGCUGGCAAUAUUUGUCCCUCUGGUAAACUCUUGAGAGGUGCUAUGUUGGCUAAUAAGCCUAUGAGGAGUGAUAUAGUUGGUUCGGGACAGGGUUCUUAUGGCCAUGGGACCAUAAUGCCUGGCGGUUUUUCUCCGAAAUCCGGUGGUGUUUCGGAUUAUCAUUGGAUUAAUCCGAAGGGACUAAUGGGUGGAGGAGAUAGUGUAAAACGCGGGGUCUUGAGAAAUGAUCCCGAGGAGUUUAAGAGAGCAGGAAAUGAGAAUUACAAGAAGGGUAAUUUCGGAGAAGCAUUGAAUCGUUAUGAUAAAGGUAUAGCGAUUUCUCCGGAAAAUGCUGCAUUGCAUUGUAAUCGAGCAGCUGCAUUGAUUGGUCUUAAGCGAUAUAAGGAAGCAGUGAAGGAAUGUCAAGCAGCGAUUAGGUUGGAUCCAUCGUAUAUUAGAGCACACCAGCGUUUAGGAUCUAUAUACCUUAGUUUAGGACAGGUUGAAGACGCAAGGAGGCACUAUUUUUCCCAAGGUUUUAAGCCAGAUCAAGCCGAGUUGCAGAUGUUGCAAGCAGUGGAGAAACAUAUCAAAGGAUGCACUGCCGCCCGGAAACUUGGAGAUUGGAAGACUACAUUAAAAGAAGCCGAGGCAGCAACCUUUUCUGGAGCUGUGGCAUCUCCUCAGCUAUUUGCAUGUAGAGCAGAAGCUCAUUUGAAGCUACACCAAUUGGGGGAUGCUGAAAUGUGCGUAUCUGAAGUUCAUAAGCAUGAAUUACUUGCUGCAGCACGCGAGUUAAAUUUUUUCGGGAUGUUCUCUGAAGCAUACAUAUUAUCUGUUCAGGCUCAGAUUCAUAUGGCGUUUGGAAGGUUUGAAAAUGCACUUACUGUCAUUGAGAGAGCUGCGAAUGUUGAUCCUCGAAGCGCUGAACUUGUUAUUUUACAUAAAAACGUGAGGAUGGUGGUGCAAGCUCGUGCUCGUGGCAAUGAGUUGUUUAGAUCUGAAAGAUAUACUGAAGCUAGUAUUGCUUAUGGAGAAGGGCUCGCGCGUGAUUCUUCGAAUUCAAUCCUCUACUGCAAUAGAGCAGCUUGCUGGUAUAAACUUGAAGAGUGGGAAAAAUCUCUGGAUGAUUGCAACCAUGCUCUCCAUAUCCAGCCAUAUUAUACUAAAGCGCUUCUUCGAAGAGCUGGCUCGAAUUUCAAGCUGGAAAGAUGGGCUGAAGCUGUGAGAGAUUAUGAGGUUUUGCGGCGGGAACUUCCACAUGACAAUGAUGUUACUGAAUCGUUGCUCCAUGCUCAAGCUGAGUUGAAGAAGUCGCGUAAUAUGAAUCUUGAGGAGUUCCGGGAUUCAAUUUCGUCAUCUGAUGUAUCUGUGGUUCAUUUUAUCGCAGAAUCCAACCCGCAAUGCAAGCAGAUAUCCCCAUUCUUGGACACCUUAAGCACCAAAUUUCCUUCGAUAAGAUUUCUCAAGGUGGACGUGGAAGAGGUCCCAACGAUCGCUGCAGCAGAGAACGUUACAAGAGUACCUACAUUUAAGAUUUACAAGACUGGUAUCCGCAUGAUGGAGAUGGUUAAGCCAAGUCCAGAGAUGCUGGAGUCCUCCAUCAGGCAUUACAGUAGCUGAGAGCACGGUGUCAUCUUCUCUGAACACCCUCUCCGCUUACAUAUACAUGUGACAUAAUCAGAGCUACCACAUAUUGCUGAUAUCAUUGUCCGAUUCAGCCAUGCUUUUGUGUUCUUCAAGGGGGGGAAGUCUAGUCUCCCUUUUUACCCUCAUUUGUUCAUUCAUUAAUUCCCCAUCUCCGAUACUUUUCCAUUCGUACGUUUACAUUCUUUUUUGUAGCAUUGCCUCCCCUCCUAGGACAAUCCAUUGUAGAGUUGAUUUUACGGCAAUGUAGAUGAACAGUUAGAAAGAAGAGAAAGUAGCUGCAUCGGCUGGAGUUAGAUAAAGAUCAUAACAUGUACAUACAUGAUCAUAUUCACAAAACUACUAUUUUGGAUUAGUGAAAAAGAAGGAUGAGUAUGAAGUUGUUAAGCACAUUCUAAUCAAUAAAAGUUCUCAUUUUUCCCUAUUCA